Panicum virgatum (switchgrass) is the source of this 671-nucleotide messenger RNA. RefSeq lists its product as uncharacterized. The record is from RefSeq and is a predicted model, not a curated record. Lineage: Eukaryota; Viridiplantae; Streptophyta; Magnoliopsida; Poales; Poaceae. The transcript has a single exon. Bases 10 to 471 code for a protein of 153 amino acids.
ACUGCCGGGAUGACCACCCUCCCCACCUCUCCCACUCCUGCCUCCCUCGCAACGCUGCGGCAAGCCAUGGGCGUGAGCACUACUGACUUGUCCGCGCCAACGCGCUCCGCCAACCUCUCGGGGUGCAUGGCCAUGGCCUCCUCCUCCUCCUCCUCCUCCUCUGCCACUACGUGGCCGCGGGCAGACAAGCACCGCGGUGCCGCCGGCACCGUUCGCCGCGCGCAGCUCGUUCUGUCGCGCGACGCCGGCUGGUGCGGGCUACGCGCGUGGCGGCGGCUGCUCAGGCGGCUGGCGCAGGAGACCAAGUGCAUCUGCAGCUCCCCGACGGCGGCCACGGGCAGGCACAUCACGUUCGGCUACGAUGCCGCCAGCUACGCCAAGAACUUCGACGACGGCCGCAGCACCGCGCCACGCUGCGCCACCCCCGUCGUCGUCGUCGCCAAUGGCGCCGAUAAUUCGAGCGGCAACUGAGCCAGAUCGACGUUCUUUUCUCCCCUACUCGAUCCCCUUCUGAUCUUUAUUUUUUUCUUUCUUCCUCUCUUGCGUUUGUUUCCUUCCCCUUUUUGCACCUCCUUGGUGAUGGUGAAUUGGUGUUGUAACGGCCUCAUCAAUACCCCAUCUAGUAAUUUUGUACAUACCUUUCGAGAUAACACGAUCGCAGUUCAACCACA